Molecule: messenger RNA, 694 nt
Organism: Triticum dicoccoides
Lineage: Eukaryota; Viridiplantae; Streptophyta; Magnoliopsida; Poales; Poaceae
Product: auxin-responsive protein SAUR36-like
Exons: 1
Coding region: 75-509 (144 amino acids)
Biological process (GO): response to auxin
Source: RefSeq, a predicted model, not a curated record
CACAGACCGACUUUUUUCUCUGAUUAUUCCAUCUCAGAGUCACAGCCCAUCUCCUUGCAACAAAACAAGCAACCAUGAUCAGCUCCAGGAAGCUAGCUCAGCUUUCCAAGAAGUGGCAGGGCAUUGGCGCCAUCGGGCGGAGAAGGUUCGCAACAUCAGACAAGGAUAUCCACCCAUCAUGCAGCUCAGUUGCAGGCAAGGGCCACUUCGUUGUCUACUCUUCCGACGGGAGGCGGUUCGAGAUCCCCCUGGUGUGCCUCCGCACAACGGUCUUCGAGGAGCUCCUGAGGAUGUCUCAGGAGGAGUUUGGGUUCACAAGCGAUGGCAGGAUCACUCUGCCUUGUGAUACAACAAUGAUGGAGUAUGUGAUGUGUUUGCUCAGGAGAGAGGCCUCCCAAGAUGUUGAGAGGGCACUCCUCAGUUCCAUAGUGACGACUUGCCACCGCCCAAGCAGAGUGAUGCAACCAAACAGCGGACUUAACCAGCAAUUCUCUGUGCACAGCUCCUGAAAAACGAAGAUCUGGCAGCUUCUUUCUUUUUUCACCUUCCAUCUUUUUUUCCCGGACGUACUUUUGGAGCACACUUCUGUGCGGCUUUUUUCCAAUUGUCCCGUGGAUGUACAGAUGGAUGCAUGUAAGAAUAAUCACAUUGUGAUUUCGAAUACAAGGAUCAAGCUUACCACAUUGAAACAAUA